This is a messenger RNA of Carassius auratus (goldfish), 1271 nucleotides long. RefSeq names its product ninjurin-1-like. Bases 196 to 672 code for a protein of 158 amino acids. The transcript is spliced from 4 exons. The record is from RefSeq and is a predicted model, not a curated record. Gene Ontology annotation, biological process: cell adhesion; tissue regeneration. Gene Ontology annotation, cellular component: membrane. NCBI's taxonomy places the organism in Eukaryota, Metazoa, Chordata, Actinopteri, Cypriniformes, Cyprinidae.
UCUUAACCAGUUCGUCUGAAUGAUUGAAAAGAUCCGAGUCAAAAGAGCGAUUCGGACAUCCAUGCAGCAGUGAUUGGCAGUUUUUUCUUUUGUCCAGCCCCCUUUUCCAUUCAUCAUCCAUGAGAUCAUAAUGGGCCACAAACACACUGAAACCCAGCUAUUUACGGAGUGUUCGUUAUAAUCAAAGGAAGGAUUAUGGCUUCAGAAGCGAUUGAAUUGAAUGGAGAUGCUAACAGAAGUGAUUCAAGAGAGAUUCAGGAGAACCCAAAGGAAAAAAGGCAGCCGUCUGAUCGUCCCCGGCAGAGCCACUGGUCAAGGAACACCCCAAUUAACAUGAACCAUUACGCCAAUAAGAAGAGUGCAGCAGAGAGCAUGCUGGAUAUCGCGCUGCUGAUGGCCAAUGCCUCCCAGCUGAAGAUCAUCCUGGAGCUGGGACCCAAGUUCUCCUUAUACAUUCCUCUCAUCUGUCUCAUCAGCAUCUCCCUCAUCCUUCAGAUCACCGUGGGGGUCUUGCUUAUCUUCAUAGUGAAGUGGAAUCUGAAUGACACGAGUAAACACUACAUACUGAAUCUUCUGGAGAACAUCGUCACAGCUCUCGUCUUCAUCAUCGUAGUAGUAAAUGUUUUCAUCACGGCAUUUGGCGUCCAAAGACCAGAGGACACGAAAUCAUAACAGCCAACAUGAGUUUGGGAUUUCAUACAAUUAUAAAUAUUUGGACAUUUAUUAUCAAAGACCAAGCAAGUUGACAUGACAUAUUCGAAUAUGCCUUGUUUUGCAGAACCUUUUUUAGUCCCAAAAUGAGCUAAUAACAUCUUAAUAUAAAUUACAUUUUAAAAAUGCAACUUCAUGUAAUUAUUUUUAUGGCUAUUUGUUUGUGUAAUUCACGUUGUUAAAAUGCAUCGUGAAAUUGGAUUGGAUAUUCUAAUUGGAUCAUUACUGAGAUUGAAAAUAAUCAAGACAGAAACUAAAAAGACAAUGCCUUUCCAGACCGAAAUGGAGAGUAGCACCUCACCUCACAUUCAUACUGCCUACUUGAUCACUGUAUCAGCUGCCUAUAUGGGGAAAAUGGGCUUAUUGUACUGUAUGUGUUGUUCAACCCAUGCACACAGCCUGUUUGUAUUUGUCUUUACUUGCAGGUCAUAUUUGAUGCAUGAAGGAUAAAUUGCUUACAAAGUCAAGUGUGAGCAGCUUAAAUCGGCACUUUAGCAAAAAAAAAUUUUUUUUCUUGCAAAACUCUGUAAGUGAAGAUUAAAGAUCAUAAAUACAGCACA